GCGCGUUUUUUCUCGGGUGGGCGGUGCGGAGCGGCAAGAAAACGCUGGGGAAACCGGCUCGACGUAACAUCUGUACCGGAAGUGUAGUUUACAUUUGUCAAAGCCAGCAAAAGUCAAGCUAAAGUCGUCGCUACUUUGACGCAAACGAUUCAAAAAUACCAAACACAGCUWAAACUGAAACUUACUUGUUUCCCACUUUUUUUGUUUGCGAUCUAUGUUACACUUAUGUUCAGUCUUUCUUCUCAGUAAGAACUACAUUAUCCAGAUUUAUUUCCUGCCSGUUCGAAAUACGGCAAGAGGUCAAAAAUAAAACCGCUCGUUCACGUACCSCGGUUACAAAAGGCUUGCGUAAGUGACUGCGGUGUGCAGGUCACAGCCAUCAUGAUGGACUGAAGGGUUUUUGAGGAACACAUGAGACCCACCGGAAGCUGAGGGACACCUGUGAGUUUCCACUCGAACCUGGAUCUGGCUGCUUGGGUCCUCUGAUGGCGGUCCGGCUCCUGAAAGUCUCCUGUCUGGCCACAGCAGUGUUCGCCUCUUCUGGCUUUUACCUCUCCAGCAAACGGCUGGACAUCAACGACCUGAGUGUUAUUCGCUUCGGACGAGCCGCAGCCACCACGGCGGUGAUCAGCUACGACUACCUGACCGCUUUCAAACAUGUGGAGUAUGGAACAGAGGAGUACUGGGCUGUUAAAUCCAAGGUGCAUCUACGAUCCGCAGAGCGCCUCCGGGACUUGUGUUGCGCCAACCGGGGGACUUUCAUCAAAGUGGGCCAGCACCUCGGCGCGUUGGACUACCUGCUGCCUGAAGAGUACACGUCGACCCUGAAGGUGCUCCACAGCCGAGCGCCUCAGAGCAGCAUGGAGGAGAUCCAGCAGGUCAUCAGAGAAGAUCUGGGGAAGGAGCUUUCGGAGAUAUUCGUCUUGUUUGAGGAGGAGCCUCAAGGGGCUGCGUCCUUAGCACAGGUCCACAAAGCAGUGUUGCAUGAUGGGAAGACGGUAGCCGUCAAGGUCCAGCACCCCAAAGUCCGGAGACAAAGCGCCAAGGACAUAAUGGUGAUGGAGGUUUUGGUGAAGGCAGUUCAUUGGCUCUUCCCGGACUUCGCCUUCAUGUGGUUGGUAGAGGAGGCCAAGAAGAACAUGCCAUUGGAGCUGGACUUUCUGAAUGAGGGWCACAAUGCUGAAAAAGUGGCCAACAUGCUGUCUCACUUCCCUUUCCUCAAGGUUCCCACGAUUCACUGGGAUCUUUCCACAAAGAGGAUCCUGACCAUGGAGUUUUUAGAGGGGGGGCAGGUCAACGACAGAGAAUACAUGAAGGAAAAUGGCAUCAACGUCAAUGAGAUCUCAGAGAAUCUCGGCAAAAUGUACAGCGAGAUGAUCUUCGUCCACGGCUUCGUCCACUGCGACCCACACCCCGGCAACGUGUUGGUCCGAAAGUGUCCCCGGAGCCAGAAGACGGAGAUCCUUCUGCUCGACCACGGCCUGUAUCAGGUCCUGCAGCCAGAUUUCAGGAUGAACUACUGCCGGCUCUGGAUGUCUCUGAUAAACAGGGACCUGGCCGGGGUGGAGCGUUACAGUCGCAGACUUGGGGCUGGAGAUCUGUACCCCCUCUUUGCUUGUGUGUUGACGGCUCGCUCCUGGAACUCUGUGAACGCUGGCAUCAGUUCUGUUCCCGUCACGCAYGCAGAGGACGUUGAGAUCCGGACUAACGCAGCUCAGUACCUGCCUCAGAUCAGCGACCUGCUGAACCGAGUUCCUCGACAGAUGCUGCUGCUGCUGAAGACCAACGACCUCCUGAGGGGCAUCGAGACCACGUUGCAAGCCAGAGCUUCUUCUUCGUCCUUCAUCAACAUGUCCCGCUGCUGCAUACGAGCCGUGGCCAGACACAAAAGGAGCAAGGCUCAGUCCAGGAGGCGCCGUCUGCAGAUCGCUCUAGCAGAAUCCCUGAGUUUGUGGAAACUCUCGGUGUACGAACUUCUUCUGUGGGUCAGAGGCUUGGUAAUCAACCGCUGGCUUGCUGCCCUGCUGCUCUUCCUGCACUGAGACACGUCUGGAACAUCUGCAUCCUGACAUCAAACCUGUGGCGACGUCUCAGCGUGGAACAUUCAAGUGAACGGCUCAAGUUCCCAUUCAGCGCUGUGUGGAUGAGACAUUUAUCAUGUUGGAAAAAUAACCGUGCUUCUUUUCAUCUUCACUGUUUCACAAUCAAACACAUCAACACAUUUCAUUUAAGAGAAUUUCUUCAGGAAACUUUCUCUUUUUGGAGGAUGGGGCAACUCCAAGCUCCCUUCACUACAAAUAAAACUAAAACACGAGUCGAACUCUUAUGGUGCAUACAGACAUUCGGUGCUGAGAAAAGACAAAAGGUAAGCACUCACCCGGCCAGUUUUCCUUCAUCUCAGGAGCGAAGAGGCGAAGCCCUGAAUGUUUCGAAACGCUGCGGUGAAGAAAACCUGACGUUUGAUCUGAAACCUGAGCGAUGACGUCUCCAUUCCUGCUUCUCAACAAAAUACCUCCAUCACAUCCACUUCCUGUUCGUACGCUGAGUAUUUUCCACUGUUGGACCCGUUCUCUGGUGAGGAUUCAUGUUAACUGUUGUUUCAGGUCAGACAUUCUUCACUCAUCCCUGCAGCAUGUUUCAGAUGUAUACCUUUUGUUUAUUGAAGACAAUAAUCAUGAUUCUUUAGCAUUGUUUUUUCUGUGUAACUCCAGCUCUGCUGAACGUACGCAGCUCUUACAAAUGAAUAAGAAACACUGGAGAAACAUCGAGAAACUUUGGGGUCAUUGUUCCUUUUUUGAUGACAUCACUCCCGCCAGGAAAUUAUUGGAAAAUUUGAGGCAGACUGAAGUCUCCGGUUCGUGGUCACUGCCACUGUCCUGAUGUGUCUGUAAAUGUCUGAGUGGCUCACAGCCUGUGUACAUUUAACCGCAGUCGGUAUGCCAUAAUUACCUCAGAAAUACGCAGAAAAUCCAGAUUAAGAGUACAGCCACGCUGCGAGAAAAUACUUAGGCACAGCAGGGCUUUGAGUUAAAAGCUAAUGUCAGCAGGCAUGUCAAAAUACUCCGAAUGACUGAAGAACAUUUUUCUGUUUAGCAGGUAAAAGGUUUGCUAAAGCUGAUAAUAGUUUUAGGGCUGUGUGAUUUAGAAAAAAAACUUAUCAUUUUAGACAAAUAGGAUUUAUUUCAUGAAAUGAUUGUGACAGCUUAAAAUGAAACAAUAAACCAAGCUUUAUCAGCUUA
This is a messenger RNA of Austrofundulus limnaeus, 3239 nucleotides long. It is a transcript of the gene adck1, whose product is annotated as aarF domain containing kinase 1. The coding region runs from base 486 to 2042 and encodes 518 amino acids. Gene Ontology annotation, molecular function: ATP binding; protein kinase activity. Gene Ontology annotation, cellular component: mitochondrial inner membrane. Gene Ontology annotation, biological process: protein phosphorylation; mitochondrion organization; lipid homeostasis. NCBI's taxonomy places the organism in Eukaryota, Metazoa, Chordata, Actinopteri, Cyprinodontiformes, Rivulidae. The transcript has 12 exons. The record is from RefSeq and is a predicted model, not a curated record.